GCAUAGCUGUAAAAUGACUUAUAUUAAAAAACGGAGGGAGUAUAAAUUUUGCAUUAAAAUUAUAUAAUGUAAAAAUCAAUUAUUUAAGACGUCAAAGAUUAUAAAAUGAAAGAGAAAUUGUUUAAUAUUUAUGAUAUUAUUACACUUCUAUAGAGAUUAAAACAUUAGCUUUUGAUAUUUAAAGUGAAAGAAAGGAACAAAGAAACAAAACAAAAACACAUUUAGACAGCUAAGCCAAAGCUUUCUUUUGCUGCCCCCGAAACUGAAAUCUUUCAGUCUUCACGUUACACUGUCCUAACAUUUCGAUUUUCGACCAUACAUACUGACAAAACCGUAUAAUAUACCGUAUACUAUACGCUCUUUCUUCUUCAUCUCUUAAAACAAACAGACACCCCACGUACACUCGUCCUUCCUCUCUCUCUCUCUCUCAAUGUUACCUCUUAUCGUCCUUUGCUCUUUACUCUCUCUACUCCUCCUCCCGCCGGCGUAUCUCGCCGCCGUGAGUGAUGACGAGUACCUGAAGCUUCCAUUACUACGUAAAUCUCCGUUACCUUCUCCGACGCAAGCUCUGGCUUUAGACACUCGCCGUCUCCAUUUUCUAUCUCUCCGCCGUAAACCCAUCCCAUUUGUCAAAUCUCCGGUAUCCUCCGGCGCUUCUUCCGGGUCGGGUCAAUACUUCGUGGAUCUCCGGAUCGGCCAACCGCCUCAGUCGCUACUCCUGAUCGCCGAUACCGGAAGCGAUCUCGUUUGGGUGAAGUGCUCCGCUUGUCGAAACUGCUCUCUCCACUCUCCGGCCACCGUCUUCUUCCCUCGCCACUCCUCCACAUUCUCUCCGACUCAUUGCUACGACCCGACUUGUCGACUCGUGCCCAAACCGAGCCGGGCCCAGAAAUGUAACCAUACCCGGCUCCAUUCCACGUGUCCGUACGAGUAUGCUUACGCGGACGGUUCAUUGACCUCCGGUCUAUUCGCUAGAGAAACGACGACGUUGAGGACUAGCUCCGGUAGGGAAGCGAAUCUAAAGAGCGUCGCUUUCGGAUGCGGGUUUCGGAUCUCGGGUCAAAGCGUAUCGGGUACGAGUUUUAAUGGAGCCCAUGGAGUUAUGGGCUUGGGCCGUGGGCCUAUUUCUUUCGCUUCGCAGUUGGGCCGUCGAUUCGGUAACAAGUUUUCGUAUUGCUUAAUGGAUUACACUCUCUCUCCGCCUCCGAGUAGUUACCUCACUAUCGGAGGAGUUCGAUCCGACGCCGUUUCGAAGCUUUCCUUCACUCCGUUACUAACGAAUCCGUUAUCUCCGACGUUUUAUUACGUUCGGUUGAAAUCAAUUUCCGUUAACGGUGCGAAAUUACGAAUCGAUCCUUCCGUUUGGGAAAUCGACGGUUCAGGUAACGGCGGAACCGUCGUGGAUUCCGGUACAACCCUCGCGUUUUUAGCUGAUCCGGCGUAUCGACUGGUCGUCGCGACUAUGAGACGACGGAUCAGGCUCCCGAUUGCGGCGGAGCAGACUCCGGGAUUCGAUCUAUGCGUUAACGUCUCCGGCGUUUUGAAGCCGGAAAAGAUGAUGCCGAGAUUGAAAUUCGGAUUUGCCGGCGGUGCGGUGUUCGUUCCGCCGCCGAGGAAUUAUUUUAUCGAGACGGAGGAACAUAUCCAGUGUCUGGCGAUUCAAUCGGUGAAUCCGAAGGUGGGAUUCUCGGUGAUUGGGAAUCUGAUGCAGCAAGGGUUCUUGUUUGAAUUUGAUAGAGAUAGAUCUCGGCUGGGUUUUUCUCGUCACGGUUGCGCUUCGCCGUGAUGAUCCACCGGAAUAUUCUGUUCUCGACUCGCUCAAAGAUUCUUUUAUCCUUUUUUAUUUUACUUCUGUUUUUUCUUUUCGUUUUGGAAGCACGGGAUUGGAUGGCGGUUCACUGUUACCGAAAAUAGGAAUAAAAUAAUCUUUUUGGAGUUUGUAUAAUUUCGGACUUGAAAUACAAUAAUUAUAUUACUGUGAAAAAGUAGGGCACACAGCAAUAAAUAAAUAAAAGCACCCUUCAAAUUAAAUGGUGUUCACAAGGAUUGAGUUACUCUUGCUUUUCUAAUUUAUUUAUAUUAGAAAUGAUCAUGAGAAAAUUAUAUAAAUUUGAAAGUUCCAAUUUUAUGCUGAAAGUGAAGUUUUAAAUGAAAUAUCUAUUCUAUUUUAUAAAGACAAACAUAAGUAUACACUCUAACUUUAGGAACUUUUGUAUCCAAAGAUUAAGAGUAUUUUCAACGUAAAACUUCAUUUUUUUUCUUCAAAAUGAAAUAAAAAUAAGUUUGAAAUAAAAAUACUCAAAUUCUAUUAUAUUUCUCAUUACAUAAUAAAGUAAUGAACAAACAAAAAAUAGAUUACUCCAUUUAUGAAAUAAAAUUUAUUAUGGAGCAAAAAAUUGAGUAGAGUUAAGCGUAUUUUUUUUACUUUUACUCUAUUUUGAAGAAAAAAAAUAGUGUUGGGUUAGAGAUUCCCUAAGAUACUCUAUCUAUCCAUUCUAUUAAAAUAAAAGUUACAACUUCUAUUCAUAUUCAUGUGUGAUUUUUUUAUAAAUGGACAUUCACUAGAAAAUCAUAUUUCAUUUAUUUCAAAUUAACUUUUUGGCAUUAUUAAGAUAUCAUAUCUUAUAUAAUCAACACAUAUAACAACUUCACCUAUAAAAUUAUUUUAAUAUUAUUUUUAAUUAUAAAAAUCUAUUGACAAAAAUCUAACAAUAUCUUACUAAAAAUUAAAUAUUUUUAUACAAUAAUGCAUUAACUAAUUUCAUAAUUAAAAGUGUAAUAUUAUUUAAACAAUGUUAAUUAAGAUUUUAUUAUAAAAAGAAUUGUAUGAUAUAUUCAUAAAUUUUCUAUUUAUAGCCUAUAUUAUAUUAAAAUAGAAGUAUUAUAUAAAUUAAAUAUUAAAUUAAUAAAUUAACUUAUUUUAUUUUAAAAAAUCAUUUACCAUUAAAACAUGUUAAAUUUGUAAAGCAUGUAUAAAAUUUACUUAUAAAAUCCUACUAUAUACUAAAAUUGUAGAUGCUAAAAUAUAUUUGUAGAAACACAAAAGUAAAAUAAAAAUGAUCCUAUACAAAUAUUUGUUAUAUAGUAUAACUUACUAAAUUAAAAAAAAAAAUUUGUAUGAAAACUGUAAAAACUAAAAAUAUAUAUUUUGAGUGAGAUUAUCUAUUUGAUUAUUUCAAGUUACGAAUUUAUGUACCGAACUAGAUGUUAUAUUUUUAUAUAAUAACAAUUAAUAAUAAAUUAAAAUGUACAUAACAAAUUUUUAUAUAUUAAUAAUGUCAAAUAAAAAAACAUAAACAAUAAAAUUAUAGAAUUACAUUAUAUAUAAAAAUUAUAAAUAAAUAUAAUUUUUUAAAAUCAUAGUAAAAUUAUACAUUAAUUAUAUAUUUAUAAAAUAAAAAUAAUAUCCGCAAUUAAGCUCUAGUUUAUUAAUUAAAACAAAUUUAAGGUCCGAAUCCAUUUGCCUAGUUAAGGAGGACUAAAGUACAACCCGUUAUUUUGCUUAGAGGCACCGACAACCAUACAGCGGCCGAAAAUUGCCUAACUUGCCCCAAAAGACUUCUUGGCCCAAACUGCCUAUGAUCGUUUUAUCUAUAACAAGUGACACUAAGACCCAGUAAAGCCUUAUAUACAGGUGAAUUUUGAAGGAAAAUAAAUUCUUACCAACAUUUAAAAUUAAAAGCUUUUAUUUCAGAUAAACUGAAAAAAUUGAUCCCGCUCAAACAUACAAGAUUAUUAUCUGUAAAAAAAUGAACUAAAAAUUAAUAGGAAACCAUGUUUUGACCCACUAUGUAUCCUAAUCCAGAGUCAUAUAAAACCGAUCCAUAUAUAUAUACUAACAAUUAGAUGUUUUAGUUUGGUAGCUAUUUUCUUAAUACCAAAAAUGUGAAAAGCUAAAUAAUCUGACAUGAAUGAAUCUAGAAUCCCGAUUAAAACCAACUUAUUUAAAAUAAAUACAUUAUUUUCAAAUUAUUUUUUAUAGUAAACAGUUUUUAGGAAGACAAUAACAGCAAAAUUACAAAAGCGUCUUGCGAAAUGCAAAUAAUAAUAUUUAAGUUUGAUUGCAUAUCUAUAAACUAAAAAGCAUAUCUACAAACUAUGCAUACAACUUAGUCGAAAGCUCUAAAAAUGUUAUAGAUUAAAUUGUAUCUUGUGUGCAGUACGAGCGCACUUGUUUGUUAAAAAGUGUUUUUUUUUCUUUUAGUUAGAAAGAUAUCAGUACUCAUGAAAUGUAAUAAGAUCUGAGACGUAUUCUUAAGACAAAUAAGACGUAAUGAAAGGAGUAAGCAUGGCGUCAUGAUGAUCAAAGCCCUAAAAGAGCACCCACGACUCGGGAUAUUGUUUUUUUUUUUUUUUUUUUUUUUUGCUAAAUUGUAAAUAUCAUUAACUGAAUAAUGAAGGUUUGAUUACAAUCGAAAUUGAAUCAUAGAUUGCUCGAGAGCUGAUCUGAUCCUAAAGGCCGCAAAAAAGUAAAAGAACCUAUAGCAUCAAGGAAAGAUCUAAGGAUAUUGUAACAACAAACUUAGAACUAAGGUUAAGCAACAAGUAUCAACUAAGCUCCCCUAACACAAGCGCUUCCUAAUCUUUUUGCUGAUCGAUUGUAACCAAACUUUUUUCUUUAAAGAAUUUAUAUUCACCUUGGAAAACCUUUUAAUAUCAAGAAAGUGCUACCACACUCAUAUGUGUGUAUAAAAUAUAUAAUGCGAAGAGGUGACACAAGAAGGCUACAAAUGGCCACAAAUGUGAAAAGUGAAACGCAGGGGGACCAGAGACAGCCCAUGCGUGUGACCACAAACUGAUGCUUACUUAUUCCUUAUGCUUAUAUAAUGUAUUUAUACACACAACUUUCUAUAUUUUUUAUCAUAAUACGCACACAUGUGCAAGCACUUCCAUAUACAAGCAAACAAAUGUAUAUUAUAUUUCAUAUCUGCUUCCAUAAGCCAUACCUCAUCCCACGUCACGUUUUAUAUAUGGCCUAUACACAGUAAGUGGUAUAUUCUCAUCAAUGAUGAGUGAAUCCUUACUUUGUCCGGCAAACUUCUAAGUUCUAAUAAUGAAGUUAUGGUCGAGGUCUCUACGACAUGCAACCUCAGACCUACAACCUAACUGCAACUUGUUGUUGGUUUUUUUUCUUGCAUGACUGAUCAUGCGACCAGUCGUAAAUCACUUCAAAUCGCUAAAAUACUGACUAAAAAUUAAAAUUUUCUAUGAUCUACGACAAAUUACAAGGUUCCGCGACAACUAAAGGAAAAAUAUUUGGUCGAUGGUUGCAGUUAGACGAUGGAUCGACAUGCAAACAGACAAAACCCCAGCCACCGAUUAAUUAAUGUUAUUAUUUUUACUUGAACAUGGUAUUUAAUACAAUGAAUGUUGGAAUGUUGGUUAAUAAUUAGUGAAUGCGAAGUUACUCGUACAUAUCACAUCUUUAUAUAUAAAGUUAGGUUUGUUUUCCUCUCAAGUUGUCCACGGAGGCAGACAUAUCACUAAUUCGAAUUUUGAGAAGCAGACGCAUGUCCAUGUAUCAAAUUAAAAAUAAUACUUUUAACAGUAUACUUUUAUAUUUUAAUAAAGAAAUAAUGUCGUGUUCUUCGUCUUACGAAUACGUCAUAAAAACAUCUUUUAUGAUAUUGUUGAUAUUCAAUCCGAUCAUACUAGUUUGACAAAUUAAUGUAAAUCAACAAAACCGAGUACGAUGAUUUUAAUUGGAUUUACAUGUGUCAAAAAUACAAUAAAAUAUUUUUAUUUAUUUUAAUGUGUAAAAUAGCCUGUAAAAACCAAAAAA
Messenger RNA from Brassica rapa (field mustard), 5782 nucleotides. Its product is annotated as aspartyl protease family protein 2. Gene Ontology annotation, molecular function: aspartic-type endopeptidase activity. Gene Ontology annotation, biological process: proteolysis. NCBI's taxonomy places the organism in Eukaryota, Viridiplantae, Streptophyta, Magnoliopsida, Brassicales, Brassicaceae. The record is from RefSeq and is a predicted model, not a curated record.